Cryptomeria japonica (Japanese cedar) is the source of this 3152-nucleotide messenger RNA. RefSeq names its product probable LRR receptor-like serine/threonine-protein kinase At1g67720. Bases 243 to 2942 code for a protein of 899 amino acids. Gene Ontology annotation, biological process: protein phosphorylation. NCBI's taxonomy places the organism in Eukaryota, Viridiplantae, Streptophyta, Pinopsida, Cupressales, Cupressaceae. The transcript is spliced from 15 exons. The record is from RefSeq and is a predicted model, not a curated record. Gene Ontology annotation, molecular function: protein kinase activity; ATP binding; protein binding.
CUUCCGUGAGAUAGAGGAGUCCUGAUGCCUUACGACUUUGUUCAAGCAUUCCGUGAGAUAGAGGAAUCCUGAUGCCUUACGGCUUUGUUCAAGAAUGAAGACUUAGUCCAACAGGCCUGCAGUCCAAAAUUUCUUAUGCCUAUUUUGCCUAAUUUAUUCCAUGGCUGCAAUUUGAAAAAUUGAAAGAUGUCACCUCUUUUCGGGUGAAGAGAAUAUAUUAGUGUGCCAAUACAAGUAUAACCAUGGAAGUUAUGCGGUCUCUUAAAUACUUGGCCACUGUGACUCUCAUCCUACUGUCAACCUUAAAUUUUGCUGUUGCUCAACCAGGAUUUAUAAGCAUUGAUUGUGGGGGGAAAACAAGCCGCAUCGUUGCAGAAAACAAUAUUAGAUGGGUGACUGAUGAUAAUUACACAGAGGACGGGUACAGCGUACAAUUAAACGACACUUCCCUGCCAUUUUACCUGCAAAGCUACCGAGUAUUUCCCAAGCCUCUCAACAAAUCUUGCUACCACUUGCCCGUGCCUCCAAAUUUGCCCUUCUUAUUGAGAUUAUCCUUUGUUAGUGGUAAUUACAGCAAUCAAAUACCAGACUUCAAAUACACUAUCGAGACGCAGGAUAUGUUAGCUCUCAGGAACAUAACAAAUCAAAUUAAAGCGCCAAUAUUCCAAGAGAUGAUCUUGGUGAGUGGAGGUGGAGUGUUGCAUGUUUGCUUGAUUCGAACAUCGGAGGAUGUUGAUCCAUUUAUAACUUCUAUAGAACUGAGAAACCUUCAACAAGGCAUGUAUGAACAAGUUAGCGCAGGCAAAAUGUUGUAUUUUGGAAUGAGAAUCAAUGCUGGCGCAGAGGACGUUGUGAGGUUUCCUGAAGACCCAUUCGAUCGCCUGUGGGUUCCUCUAAGCAACAUUAAAGGGGCUGAGAAAUUAACAUUGAAGGAGCAAAUUUUUACAAACAACACCGCAAACCUUAUUCCAACUAUUGUAAUGCAGACGGCGAUAUCCACCGAGGAGGACACCAUAGAAAUACAAUUUAGUCGAAAUGUAUCAAAUUCUUCAUGGCUAAUGUAUUUUGCAGAACUAGAACCGUCUGAAUCAAGAAUUUUCACUGUUUUAAUUGAUAACCAGAUUCAAAAGGGGCCCAUUAAAUUCGAAAGAAAUUAUUCUGCGACUGAGCUCGAUUUUGAAUUAAAGGAAGAGACAUCCUCUUUCACGCUGGUGAAAGCCUUCAACUCCACUCGCGGUCCUCUAAUCAACGCUUUCGAGAUGUACCAGAUUGUUUCCACUUCACCUGCAACCUCCUCAACUGAUGUUGAGGCUCUUAGUGACCUGAAUGAAACGUCUCAUCUGAAAAGUUGGAUUUCCGAUCCUUGCUUUGCUGUUCCGUGGGAAGGAAUCCGCUGUAAUAACACCUCCAACAACAUUGUAAGGGUUUCUGAAAUAAACUUGUCACGAAGGAAUUUGAGAGGAAUGAUACCACCAACUCUUUCACAGUUAACCGAACUUAUUCACAUGUCGCUAGACAACAACUACCUUACGGGACAGCUGCCAGAUUUAUCUAACUUAACAAAGUUACAAACACUAUAUAUACAAAAUAACAAUCUGAGUGGCGAAAUUCCCAACUGGAUAUUUCAAUUGCAUAAUCUGAAGGAGUUAUCUAUAGAGAACAAUGAUUUCAGUGGCGUAAUUCCUAAGCAACUUCUCACAAAGCCUUCCUUAAAUUUCCAAUAUGGCGGCAACAAGAACCUUUGUACAAAAAAGGAGGAUUGCACCUCAAAGAGCCACACGAUGGGAGUCGUCCUUGGAGUUUCCCUUCCAAUAAUAUUCAUUUUAACUUUCUUAUUGGUUAUCAUGCUGUAUCGAAAGAAAUACUUGACUUUCCUUACGCACCGCACCAUUUCACAGAAAGCAGAUUUCUCAAUGGUUUUGGUCCCAAAUUCAUCGAAAUCUUGUUCGUACACUCUGGAGGAGAUGGUAACAGCUACAGAAAACUUUAGCCAUAAAAUUGGACAAGGCGGUUUUGGUUUGGUCUUCUUAGGGACACUGAAACAAGGAAAGCAAAUAGCGGUGAAAGUGAUGUCCCUCUUCUCCAAACAAGGAGUUGCGCAGUUUUUAAAUGAAGUUGAACUUCUAUCAAGAAUCCAUCACAGGAAUUUGGUGUCUUUACUCGGCUACUGUAACGAAACAAGGGAUCUCAUGCUUGUCUAUGAGUACAUGAGUGGAGGCUCGCUUAGCGACAACAUUUACGAUGAAGAGAAAAACUCCAAAUUAACCUGGAGAAUCAAGCUCAAAAUAGCCUUGGAUGCAGCACAGGGACUGGAAUACCUGCACUUAGGUUGUACCCCAAAAAUAAUUCACAGGGAUGUAAAGACGGCUAAUAUUCUACUGGAUGCCAAUUUCAAUGGUAAACUUGCUGACUUCGGUCUUUCAAGGGUUUCAAUUGAUGGGGAGGCUUCGCAUGUGACUACCACUGUGAAGGGAACUGCGGGGUACUUAGAUCCAAAGUAUUAUAGCACACAAAUGUUGACUGAAAAGAGUGACGUAUAUAGCUUUGGAGUGGUUUUGUUAGAGAUAAUAUGUGGCAGACGACCUAUAGAUCUCAAACUUUCUCAAGAUAAAAUUCUUCUCAUUGAUUGGGUUACACCAUAUGUGCACUUGAAUAAUGAGAUGGAGGAAGUAACGGAAAUAGUAGACAAAAACUUUGAUGGCAAGUACAACGUUGAGUCAAUAAAGCAUAUGGUCAAACUAGGCAUUAGAUGUGUUGCAGGUGAACUAUCUUUCAGGCCUACUAUGACUGAGGUUGUGGGUGAGAUAAAAGAGGCACUCAAAUUUGAGGAAGAGAAUAAUGAAGAGAUUGUUGCAAUUGUAGGGCAUAGAGACACCCAUUCUAACUUAGGCCUAAAAAACUACAGCUAUAUGGAAGAGGAGACAAGUAGUGAUAUAGAAUAGUACACAUUCAAGUGAUGGAAUCAGCAUGACUAUGAUCAUCAAUAAUGAAUUUUUUAAAAAGGUUGAGAAGGAGCACAAUUUAAGUGUUCACAUAUAACCUAUUUCUAUAAUUCCAAGUCCUUUUUCCCAAUUAUGUAGAGGGCAACCUUCAUAAUUCUUGUUUCUAGUAUCUAUUCAAGAUAAUAAAUGCAAUCAUAUGCUUGGUGUGUA